This is a messenger RNA of Aspergillus viridinutans, 1785 nucleotides long. Its product is annotated as putative mRNA splicing protein (Prp39). NCBI's taxonomy places the organism in Eukaryota, Fungi, Ascomycota, Eurotiomycetes, Eurotiales, Aspergillaceae. The transcript has 5 exons. Gene Ontology annotation, cellular component: commitment complex; U2-type prespliceosome; U1 snRNP. The coding region runs from base 1 to 1785 and encodes 594 amino acids. Gene Ontology annotation, biological process: mRNA 5'-splice site recognition; RNA processing. Gene Ontology annotation, molecular function: protein binding. The record is from RefSeq and is a predicted model, not a curated record.
AUGGCGGACUACAACUACGGAGGUUCCGAGGAGGAGAACGCCGAGUUGAGAAAGCUUGAGACCGAACUUGCCGACGACCCUGACAACUUCGAGACAUGGGAAAAGCUUGUUCGUGGUGCCGAGGCGCUGGAGGGUGGAAUCAAUCGCAACUCCAAUCCGCAGGCCAUAACAACUGUCAGAAACGUCUACGAUCGGUUCUUGGCUAAAUUCCCCUUGUUGUUCGGAUACUGGAAGAAAUAUGCCGACCUGGAGUUCUCCAUCACGGGUACAGAAGCAGCGGACAUGGUCUACGAACGGGGAGUUGCUAGCAUCUCAUCCUCCGUUGAUCUGUGGACCAACUACUGCUCCUUCAAGGCGGAGACUUCCCAUGAUUCUGACAUCAUUCGAGAGUUGUUCGAGCGAGGAGCGAGCAGCGUUGGAUUAGAUUUCCUGGCGCAUCCCUUCUGGGACAAAUAUAUCGAGUUCGAAGAACGAGUCGAAGCUCCAGAAAAGAUCUUUGCCAUUCUUGGCCGCGUUAUUCACAUUCCAAUGCAUCAAUAUGCUCGUUACUUCGAAAGAUAUCGCCAGCUUGCGCAAACUCGUCCGUUAUCAGAAUUGGCGCCUGCGGAGACUGUGUCUCAAUUCCGCGCCGAGCUUGAAGCGGCCGCUGGCCAGAUACCCCCUGGCGCCAAGGCAGAAGCCGAAAUCGAGAGGGAUCUUCGGCUCCGUGUCGACGCUUACCACCUUGAAAUAUUCUCAAAGACGCAGACAGAGACUACCAAGCGGUGGACCUACGAGUCGGAGAUCAAGCGCCCAUAUUUCCAUGUCACAGAGCUGGACGAGGGUCAGCUAACCAACUGGAAGAAGUAUCUCGAUUUCGAAGAGACAGAGGGAUCGUAUCCUCGAAUUCAGUUCUUAUACGAGCGGUGUCUCGUAACAUGCGCUCACUACGACGAGUUCUGGCAACGCUAUGCUAGAUGGAUGUCUGCCCAGCCUGCCAAGGAGGAAGAGGUGCGGAUUAUCUAUCAACGUGCAAGCUGCUUCUAUGUUCCAAUUGCAAACCCCGCCACACGCCUUCAAUACGCAUAUUUCGAAGAGAUGAGCGGCCGAGUGGACGUUGCUAAAGAUAUCCACGAUGCGAUACUUGCCGUCCUACCAAACCAUGUGGAGACUAUUAUCUCCUUGGCAAACAUGUGUCGUCGCCAUGGUGGCCUUGAGGCUGCGAUUGAAGUAUACAAGAAUCAGUUGGAUUCACCUCAGUGCGACCUGGCUACCAAGGCUGCGCUUGUUGCCGAGUGGGCUCGCCUCCUAUGGAAGAUUAAGGGCUCAGCCGAGGAUGCGCGUCAAGUCUUCCAGAAGAACCAGCAGUACUACCUGGACAGUCGUCCAUUCUGGAACAGCUAUCUCAUGUUUGAGUUAGACCAGCCCACAAGUGCUGCCACUGAGAGUGUCCAAUACGAACGUAUCAAGCAGGUGGUUGAUGACAUCCGUUCUAAGAGUGCCCUUUCGGCCGACGUCGUGAGAGAUCUCGUUCACAUCUAUAUGGUCUACUUGCUUGAACGGGGAACCAAGGACGCGGCGAAGGAGUACAUGACCCUUGAUCGCGAGGUCCAUGGUCCUGCGUCUGUGGCUCAUACCAAGACUGGAGGCGCAGUGCAGGCCCCGCAGAACGGCAGUCAGGCGACACCUGUUGUUGACCCAACAGUCGCUGCCGCCGCUGCUGUUCCCCAAACCAGUCCAUAUCCUUACUAUCAACAGACUCCGGUCAAUGGUGGUUACCCAUCUCAGCCCGUCCCUUACCGAUAA